CCUGCUUGGUGGCAAAGAUAGAGAUGCAGUGAACUAACACACGGGUUUGCUUCUUACUACUGGCAACAUUGCUGUGCUGUACCAGUAGCAAUUAAAGCAUGAAAACAUAAGGGUGAUAUUCUGUAGGUUCUCCAUUGUACUACCAUUCCAGCUCAGCUAUGAAACACCUCACAAGCUCAGAUGCGCACCAACCUGCUACAUUCCCUACAGCUCUAAGCAAGAGAGCUUUCUCUGCCUGUUCUUAAGUCAAUCAGAAACCAUGGAAAAAUGACAAUGCAGAUCCUAAGCCCUAAGACUGAGUUAACACACCUGAUAAGCAGGAUAUAUAGCCUAUCUUAUCAUUCAUAGUGCGACUCCAUUAGUGAAUUUAAGACCAAAAUGAGCAGGGAUUAAUGAGUACUCCUAUAAAGACACCUCUCUGUUGUUUUAUUAGCUUGGGUGUAACUUCUUUUCGUGUGACUGUGUGGCAUUUCGCCCAUCCAGAAGAUGGAACAAGCUCGCUUCCUCCUGCUACGUACUGUGAACAAGGAAAGAGCUUUCCACUUUUCUGAGCAGCUCACACUGCGGACAAAAAUAGAGUCCCUGAGGUCUCCUGCAUCUGGCCUGACCAUUCUUAGCUCCAGUGCUGAAAGGCAGGUGAGCAAGGGGCUGUGGAACUUCACCUGGUGAAUGAUAACUGCAGGAGACCAGAAGAGCUGUGUCUUUAAAACAACCACAGAAGAAGCAGUAAGACUCACAGGGCUUUUUCGUGUCUCAUUGAUGUUGCUUCUCCUUGAGGGAUUGCAUAUGCAUGGAAAUACGUACUCUUCUGUCCUGGCUUCUUCAGAAAGAAGAUCAGUGUUUUAUGCACAGACUUCACUUGGCCUAUUAAAAUGUAAUGGAAAAUGCAGGCAGUGAGGAGGAGAAACUGAAAAAUAAGGGUUUCAUCUAUAUAACAAGCUGCCUUCUGUUGUUCCCGAAAGCUGUUUAUUGAUAUUUGUAGGACUCAUCAUGGGGGGAAUCAUCUAUGGCUUGAACGACAAGUCACCACCUGUUAUGGACAGUGACAUCUUUUUCCUCUACCUGCUGCCACCCAUUGUCCUUGAUGCAGGGUACUUCAUGCCCAGCCGUCCCUUUUUUGAGAACAUCGGCACUAUCCUCCUCUACGCAGUUGUGGGGACAAUAUGGAAUGUGUUUGGGAUCGGCUUUUCCCUGUAUGGGAUCUGCCAGGUGAAAGCCUUUCGCCUGCAGGAUGUGUCAUUGCUCCACAACCUACUGUUUGGCAGCCUGAUCGCCGCCGUGGAUCCCGUGGCAGUGCUGGCAGUCUUUGAAGAGAUACACGUCAAUGAAAAGCUACACAUUUUGGUCUUCGGUGAAUCGCUCCUGAAUGAUGCAGUGACGGUGGUGCUCUACAAGCUAUUUCGAUCUUUCUGUGAAAUGCCAACCAUCAAAACCGUGGAUAUUUUUGCUGGAGUUGGAAAAUUCUUUGUGGUUGGGCUAGGAGGAGUUUUAGUAGGUCUAACUUUUGGGAUGACCGCCGCCUUUACCACGCGAUUCACCAAGGAUAUCCGUGUCAUUGAACCGCUCUUUGUCUUCCUGUACAGCUAUCUUUCGUACCUCACCGCUGAAAUGUUUCACCUUUCGGGGAUUGUGGCUAUCAUCGCUUGUGCCAUGGGCAUGAAACGUUACGUGGAGGCCAACAUCUCUCUGAAGUCUCACACCACAGUCAAAUACUUCAUGAAGAUGUGGAGCAGUGUGAGUGACACCCUCAUCUUCAUCUUUCUUGGAGUUUCCACCAUUGGAGAAAAUCAUGAGUGGAACUGGCCAUACAUUUGCUUCACUGUCAUUUUCUGUCUCGUUUGGAGAGCACUAGGGGUUCUUGUGCUGACUUUCUUUGUGAACAGAUUUCACGUGAACACCAUCACCAGCAAAGACCAAUUCAUUAUAGCAUACGGGGGUCUCCGAGGAGCCAUUUGUUUCUCUUUGGUUUUCCUGCUUCCUGACUUUCACAGAAAGAAGCUUUUCAUUGCAGCAACAACUGUUGUCAUCCUCUUCACCGUGUUCAUACAGGGAAUGACCAUCCGUCCUCUCGUUGACUUGUUGGCUGUCAAGAGGAAAAGAGAGAGUGCUCCCACAGUGGGAGAGCAGAUCCAUAUUCGGUUCUUGGAUCAUUUGCUGGCUGGCAUUGAAGAUAUAUCUGGACACUGGGGACAGUAUUACUGGAAAGACAAAUUAGAAUAUUUCAAUAGCAAAUACCUGCAGAAGAUCCUGCUUCGAGAAUACGAUCAGCCAAAAUCAAGUAUUGUGCUUCUCUACGAAAAGCUGGAGCGGAAACAUGCCAUCGAGCUGGCAGAAGCCGGGCAGCUGGGUCAUGCGCCGUCUCACCCGUCCUUGCUCAACAACGACAGGACUGUCAUAAUGGACAAAAAAUUGGAAGAUACUCUGAAUCCGGACGUCCUGGAGAAUAUACAGGAAAUAUUGGCAAGGAACCUGUACCGAAUAAGGAGAACGGGGCCAGCAUACAACAGGCACACCCUUCCUGGAGAGACGGAGCCUGUGGAGCAUGCCAAGGAGAUCCUGAUCCUCCGGCACAAAAGCCUGCGGGUGAAAGUGAGUGGAGGCAACACAUCCAGUUCCAGCAAGGAGAAGGAUGACUCCUAUUCAGCGCAGGGUGACUCCAGCACGCAGCCCAAGCUGUGCCGCUCCUUCACCGUGAGGAAUGCAGAAAAGGUUCGGGAAGCAAAACAGAACCGGUCGAAGUCGGUGUGUGUCAUCCCACCGCUGCAGGGCAGCGGUACGGCCUGUGGUGAGAAGAAAGAAAUGGAGAAAGAGCCGACUUUGGAGAUGAAAAGCACAAGUGCUGCUGCUGGCUUCCCGUGAGGGAUCUGACUCUGUUUCAUGGAUGGCUACUAUACAUAUAGAUAAUGUAAAUAAAAUGCAUAUUGAAAAGGACAGCAUGGACAGGCCAAAAUAUCCCGAGUGGUUUGCAUCGAAACGUGCUCUUAUUGCUCAAUGAUGGCUUUUUACCGGGAACCAAGGGAAAAGAUGCACAGCUGGGUACUAGCAAUGCAAGGUGAUGUCUGAGAGAAUUUCUAAGGAAUGUCUAGGAAAAAUUAGUCUGUUCAGUACGUGAAAAUUGCUGAAAAUGUCUGAAACUGCAAGAAAUGAUGUUUUAAUAAGGGGAGAUAUCAGGUCUUCUCAUUAGUCAUCAGGGACAGACUAAACAGCAGGGAGCAUUUAGGUUAUAUGUUAGGAAAAACUUUAUAACCUCAAGGAGUUUUGUUAGGUGAUGGAGCAUGCCACCAGGAAAGACGGCAGAAACAGUGAAAGAUCUCCUCUGCUCCUCAAGAGCUGGUGAGUCCUGGCUAUGAACAUUAAUCACAUGAAAUCCAAAGUUAAAUCUUUGGACUUCAGUUAAAUAAGGUGUUGUGUCUUACCAGAGGGACUGUCCCACACCCAGACACAGUUCUUUUAAUGAAAACUUAUUACAGCUGCGUUAGAAGGGGAAAAUAUAUUUUUACUGAUUUUUUAAAAUUUAUUUAAGAAGUGGUUCACCUCAAAAAAUGAAAUGGGGAAGCUCCAAAUCCAGUGGUGAUACCAGGAGAAGAGUGUACCAGCUGUUAAACAGAUGGGCAGGUCUUGUGCUGUUGCUGGUUGUUUGCAGCAAGCCUGCAAAGGCUCCCCAAAAACAUCUCUGCUGCUGUAGCCGAGAGCUGCAGGGUCAGAGAUUUGAAUGCUUUUCCUUAGAAGAUGCAGCAGAGAGAGGGACCCAAAACCUUGCUGCUGUGGAGCAUUUCUGCCAGGAAAGGUGCAAUCCCCUUUGCAGAGCAGAUGCAGAUAAACUCCAGGCAGAGUGCCUGAAGAAGACAGAUAUCUCCACAUUUGGGUAAUUUUCUUUGAAACUCCAGGUAAGUGUUCAAGCCUUCGAAUUUUUGUCCUUAGCUGAACCCAAUAGGCUGUUUCAGCAUUGCAAACAGCAACACUUUUCUUUCUUUUCCCCCUCCUCUGCGUUGAAAGAUCCAAGAACGUUUAAUCUAAACAAGUAGCCAGACUUAAUUUUCUGAAUUGAAAAUAAAAAGCACUGUAAGAAUUUGCACACUCCCCUUCAUGAUAUUUUUGGACCUCCAGAGCCAGUCUCCUGUGUGCAGAAAUACUGCAUUAGAAGACCACUGCCUGGUACACCAGGAAUUUGGUUUUAAAUUAAAGACACAAAAUGGUGUAUAUUUGCUUUACAAUGACAUGGAGGUCUCAUUUUCAUUUGAAAAAACUCCUUUACAACAUUCUGACACAAGCUGAUGUAUUUCAUUUUGACUUGAAGGCCACUCUUCGCUGCCCCAUCACUGGAAGUUCGCCACACUGCAAAUGAAAAUUAGACCUUGUAUCCUUAUAU
Chroicocephalus ridibundus (black-headed gull) is the source of this 4369-nucleotide messenger RNA. RefSeq names its product sodium/hydrogen exchanger 2-like. NCBI's taxonomy places the organism in Eukaryota, Metazoa, Chordata, Aves, Charadriiformes, Laridae. The record is from RefSeq and is a predicted model, not a curated record. Gene Ontology annotation, molecular function: sodium:proton antiporter activity; potassium:proton antiporter activity. The transcript has 15 exons. Bases 991 to 2859 code for a protein of 622 amino acids. Gene Ontology annotation, biological process: sodium ion import across plasma membrane; proton transmembrane transport; regulation of intracellular pH. Gene Ontology annotation, cellular component: plasma membrane.